Messenger RNA from Durusdinium trenchii, 1710 nucleotides. The record is from the annotation of a GenBank genome assembly. Lineage: Eukaryota; Dinophyceae; Suessiales; Symbiodiniaceae.
AUGGCAGCCCCUGGCACACCUCCAGCCCCUGAGUCUCAGGAAUUCAGGGACCUGAUCUCAUCGAAAACCAAGGCUGCGGUCCUGAGUCGUCUUCCCAAUGUGUCUCGACAUUUGGUGUUUCUGGCCUGCAAAUGGAUCAUGGAGAGCUUUGCCUUCGGCGGGAGUGACUUGACGCCCUCCAGCUUGUCCUUGGUGCUCGCAAAGUCUCAUGGCUAUCGCCGUCGAGGUGGGUCGAAAGACACCAAGAAGUGGAUCAAGGAGAUCCUCCGAACGAUGCAUGAGGAGCCUGGCAUUCGAUCAGGCACCCACUACGUGGGGCAGCUCACCCUGACGCAGGGUGGAAAGCCAAGCGUCACAGCCAACAAGAAUCUCCCAUUGACCAAGCAGGGAGCUUUUGUCCUCCUGCAGAGGUUGAUGCCUGAUCGUGACCGAGUGGACUUCUCCAACAUCAUGUGGGAGGCGAUGAGGUACAUGUAUGAAGCCUACUCUGCGCUGAAGGCUGAGUAUGAGGACUACAAGGCUGACAAAGACCAAGGAAUGGCGCAGCAACGAAACGCUGCCGAUGCUUUGCUCAAUGUGGCCAGCGCAACAUUGAACGUGAGCAAGCGGGUUGCGAACAUCAAGAUCAUGCAAAAGGCAUUCAAAGAAGGGAGGAGGUGCAUGUUGCGAGGGCAACACCCCAAACAGGCCAUGAUCAAAGCCAACCUCGCAAGGCGUGGUCAGAGAAUCCCUGCCGUCCACAACUGUUUCACGCCGUUGGGGGCCUCUGCCGAUGCGUUUCGCACCCUCGCAAUGGCGACCGUGCUGAACCACGCUCGGCCUGCCAUUGCCGAGUUGCACGGUCCCAGGGCGAAGAAGAGGAAGAUGGAUGAGACCUUCGACACCGUCACCAACCACUUCCUGCGGAACAAGACUUUCGAGCUGAAUCUGGGACGGAACGGGUUCAGCCAGCAAGUCGCUGCAAAGCUGGAUCAAGUAGGUCUUACCACCAGUCGACUGGGGCAGGUGCGUGGCUUCGCAUGUCCCAGCGCAGCAGGCUGCCGCGCCUGUCGACGGCUCUUGGGUCUCGGGUCGGGGGCGACCGUGCGGGAGGCCUUUCUGCAAGCGGCCUGGCAGCACCACCCAGACUCCCACGCAGUGAAGCGCUGCGGCAACUUUGCAGAGCUGCGACGCUGUUACGAGCUUUUACUUCACUGCUGUGGUGAGGUGCAGGUGGAGGUUGAGGUUUCAGGCGAGAAGGCGAACAGCUGGCUGGAGGUGCAAGAGGAGCGAACCUUACCCAAAAGGGCGGUUCACCGCCCAGGACGCCCCCAGGUCCGCUCGGUGAGGACGGUGGACCAGGUCCAUCGCCGCGUCGCGAACGUGGCUGAGGGCCCAGACGCCUUGGAGGUUCAGUUGGAUCUGCAGCUCGACAGUCCGCUCCCACGCUUCCUUUGGGCGGCUGCUGCAGAGCACGGCGGCUUUGGCCCUUACAGCCGCUUCAAGUUUUGUGGUUCCUAUCGCCGAGCUCAAGACUUUAAUGCUCGGCACCCAGCCGGUUCCGCCGGUGUCCGGUGUCCGAACCGGGGAAGCCGUCAGAGUGACGGUGUCCGCGGCGUGGACCGGUGACGCGCCAAAGGAAGGGGAGUCCUCCGGCGACGGUAUCGGUGUGUGCGCGAAAACACCAGAGAACCAACUUGCACAAAGCAAGCCACGGAGGUUGAAAGACCC